Molecule: messenger RNA, 2565 nt
Organism: Alternaria infectoria
Lineage: Eukaryota; Fungi; Ascomycota; Dothideomycetes; Pleosporales; Pleosporaceae
Exons: 7
Coding region: 1-2565 (854 amino acids)
Biological process (GO): single strand break repair; double-strand break repair
Cellular component (GO): nucleus
Molecular function (GO): 3'-tyrosyl-DNA phosphodiesterase activity; single-stranded DNA binding; double-stranded DNA binding
Source: RefSeq, a predicted model, not a curated record
AUGGCAAUCGCAUCGGGCGAUAAGCACGAGUCAAUCGACCUCACAUCUGACACUGAGGACGAAGAUGACGACGAUCUCCGGCGUGCGAUUGCCUUAUCGAUGCAGGAAAGCGCAAAUAAUGACGUGCAACAGUCAUCGGCUUCGAGCGCACCGCCAACGAGUGUGAUCAAAACAGCAGCCGCCGUCGACAAACCUCCAGGUUUCAUGGGUAUGGAUCGGAAAGCCAUGGAACUGGAGCGUCUCGCAAGGCUUGGCAAAAGGAAGCGGGAGGUAUCUCCUGAGAUACCUUCUAAGCAAGUUGUAAGAACGCCUGCCGCCAAAUGUGAUUCGGACGAAACACCGUUACAAUACCCCAAUGGCGCGAUCAAGCGCACUUUCGCGUCGAAAUACCCACGAACCGACGACAUCACUAUUGAAGAACUACUAGAAGCCGAUAAAGUCAAUACCGCAGUCAUCAGCUCAUUUCAGUACGAUUCGGGAUGGCUAUACGAAAAACUUGAUCCGACAAAGGUCAAACAGAUCUGGCUGAUGACUGGCAAGCACAGAGGCGAGGACGUUCAGGCAAAGCGCAUACAAGAGUGGAGGGAGUCUCGCGUACCGAACAUGAAGCUCCAUUUCCCGCCUAUGGGUGGCAUGAUAGCCAGCAUGCACAGCAAAUUCAUGCUCUUGUUCGGAAAAGACAAGCUACGCAUUGCGAUUCCGACUGCAAACAUGACACAGACCGACUGGGGCGAGGUCGCAAACGACUGGCAGCCCGGCAUCAUGGAGAACUCGGUGUUCUUGAUAGACCUCCCUCGCAGACAUGACGGUACUGUCACGGAGGCGAAAGACUUGACACCUUUUGGUCGCGAGUUGGUAUACUUCUUGGAGCAGCAGGAAGUGGGUCCGCAGGUCAUCACCGGUCUGUUGAAAUGCGACUUCUCGAAGACUCAUCAUUUGGCCUUUGUGCACUCCAUUGGCGGUUCGCACAAGACCGAAUCAACCCAUCCCACAGGUCUCCCUAGCCUCGCACACGCUGUAAGAGAGCUCAAUCUAGGUGAAGUCGAGCAUAUUGAGCUUGAUUACGCAGCAUCCUCGCUCGGUUCUAUCAACGAUGCCUUCUUGUCGCGCAUUCGCCUCGCUGCAUGCGGCAAGUCGUUCGGGACAAACACUGCGCCAGAGUCUAACGCGAAAGAGCUGCCCUUGCACCUGAUUCAGCUCAUCCUCACACACCUCGACGAUGUCGGUGACCUCGCGCGCAUCACGCGCACGUCGCGUCUGUUCUACUACAUGACGCUUCCGCGGCUCUACGAGACGGUCACGUUACACUCGUAUGCCGAGAUACGAUACGUAGAUGGCAGGCCAGAAGGCUACGGCAAUGGCAGCCCGUUUGCCAUGGGCCUCAACACGCUCGUGUCGCGAAACUUUGGCGACUACAUACAGACGUUCCGGGUCAAAGGCGAUUGGCGAGAACAUGAUACGGAGGAAUACAAGCAGGGCCGAGUGCCGGACAACAGCAUGAUACUGCAGGUUGUCAUGCGUGCCGCCAUUGACAAGAUGAAGAACCUCAAGGCUUUCGCUUGGGAGCUGAGCACUCCUCCUUUGUAUACCGUCUACCAGGGCAUCGCAGCCAGGACGACGCUUGUCUCGCUCACCCUUCGGUGUCAAACCAAACGAAUACCACGGCCGACCACCAUUAUACCUCCGCUUCCGAACCUGACCACUCUGAUCGUGUACGAUAUCGAUCCUCUCUGCUACCCCGACGAUAUCUCGCUGCUUCUGUUGGGUUCCAAAAAGCUCGAGCACCUCACAUUACACUGGAGUCCGCGCAUGCGGGCUGUAGGCGAAGAGUCGAUUUCGCUGCACUCGUUAUUCGGACGAUGCAUGUCUGCCAAGUAUUCUAUACCUCUUAAGCACCUGGGAAUAUACAACAUCUACACUCGCUUCUCCGACGAUGGCUUCCACCAUGUUAUCCGCCCCGACACCAAUACAGAGCUCACCCUGAUCAACGCCAUGGGCUCCUCGGACCCUAUGACCGUUUUUGCCGACGACUCUUGGAGGAUACACAGUAAUCACCCGACGCCUCACAACCUGAAGGUCAUGCGCACCGAUAAUACGGAUAAAGAGAGCGCUGUCAUGCUAGGCAAAUUCAAGGGCAUGGAGCGGUUUUACAUUCAAGUUGGCUUCGCUUGCUCAGUGCCACCGCUUGAGUCUCUGCGCCAGGUCUUUGCUCUAGUGCCCAAGCUCUGGGCCGUCCGUUUUCUAUUCCGCCCAAGCUCUGACACAAGCGAGGCGCCGUAUCAGAUCACAGAUGCUGAGAUGCAUGCCUUCGCGAUUGGAACAGAGUUCUGGCGACCGGAGUAUAAGAAUAUCAAGUACGUUGGCUACGGCGACAGCAUCGUGCUCAAGCUAGGCGACGUUUACUACCCAUCAAAAAACGAGUCGACACCGAACAGCCAGGAUAACAGCAUGAACGCGAAAAGAGCAGGACCAAUAAGAAAAGUAACGGUUGUGAGAAGGGAGGACGUAAAUCACAUCGAGAUUUGGGGAAAGGACACUACGGAGUUCGAUCCCUUGAACCCUUGA